Molecule: messenger RNA, 1770 nt
Organism: Penicillium angulare
Lineage: Eukaryota; Fungi; Ascomycota; Eurotiomycetes; Eurotiales; Aspergillaceae
Product: CoA-acylating methylmalonate-semialdehyde dehydrogenase
Exons: 3
Coding region: 1-1770 (589 amino acids)
Biological process (GO): L-valine catabolic process; thymine catabolic process
Cellular component (GO): mitochondrion
Molecular function (GO): methylmalonate-semialdehyde dehydrogenase (acylating, NAD+) activity; malonate-semialdehyde dehydrogenase (acetylating, [NAD(P)+]) activity
Source: RefSeq, a predicted model, not a curated record
AUGGCCGCCCGCCGGUCUCUGGCUUGCUCCAUUCCCGUUCUCUGCUCCGUUCCCCGCACGCCCGCCGUUGCCCGAACCGCCUCUAAUAUCCGCUCCCUCACUGUCGCCACGCCCGCGGCUAGACUCUCUUCGCGGGGAGGUAUCUCAUACCCUACUGGAGUGUCUACUUCACGACGUCUUCAUGCAACAGCACAGCAGCUAGCCCCUGCCACUACAUCGGCAGCUUCAACUGCAACUGAAUACCCGACAGACCACAAGCCCAUUGCCUCCCCCAUCGACACUACAAACUUCCUAGAUAAUGAGUUCACUACAUCCAAAGCAUCUACCUGGAUUGACCUCUUUGACCCUGCCACCAACAACCUCGUUACCCGAGUGCCUCAGAGUACUGAUGAGGAGUUGAAGGCUGCGGUCCAGUCGGCGGAGAAGGCCUUCCCCGCUUGGCGCAACACUAGCAUUAUGGCCAGACAACAAAUUAUGUUCAAAUUUACCAGCCUGAUCCGUGAUAACUGGGACCGCUUGGCUGCUUCCAUCACUCUUGAGCAGGGUAAGACUUUUGCUGAUGCUCGAGGUGAUGUCCUCCGAGGCUUGCAAGUCGCCGAGACUGCCUGUGGCAUCACCACCCAGAUGCCCGGUGAGGUGCUCGAGGUGGCGAAGGAUAUGGAGACCCGAAGCUACCGUGAGCCAUUGGGUGUUGUUGCGGCCAUCUGCCCCUUCAACUUCCCCGCCAUGAUUCCUCUGUGGUGUAUCCCUAUUGCCACCGUCACUGGCAACUGCCUGGUUAUGAAGCCCUCCGAGCGUGACCCUGGUGCUGCCAUGAUCCUGGCUGAAUUGGCUAAGCAGGCCGGCUUCCCCCCUGGUGUAAUUAACAUUGUGCACGGAUCUGCCCGUACCGUGGACUUCAUCCUCGACGAGCCUGCCAUCAAGGCUAUCAGCUUUGUCGGUAGCAACCGUGCUGGUGAGUACAUCUACACUCGUGGCUCUGCCAAUGGCAAGCGGGUGCAGGCCAACCUGGGCGCAAAGAACCACGCCGCCGUCCUUCCUGAUUGCAAUAAGAACCAGACUCUGAACGCCAUCAGUGGCGCUGCUUUCGGUGCUGCUGGACAGCGCUGUAUGGCUCUGAGUACUGUCGUCAUGGUUGGUGAGACCAAGGAGUGGCUUCCUGAGAUUGCCGAGCGGGCUAAGGCCCUCAGCGUGAACGGUGGCUUCGAAGAGAAUGCCGACGUUGGUCCCGUCAUUAGCCCCGAGAGCAAGAAGCGUAUUGAGGAUCUGAUUGCCAGUGCUGAGGCAGAGGGUGCUACUAUCCUUCUGGAUGGCCGAGGCUGCAAGCCCGAGAAGUACCCCAACGGCAACUUUGUUGGGCCAACUAUCAUCACCAACGUCACCCCCGAUAUGAAGUGCUACAAGGAAGAGAUAUUCGGUCCCGUCCUUGUUUGCUUGAACGUUGAGACUCUUGACGAUGCCAUCAGCCUCAUCAACGCCAACGAGUACGGCAACGGUGCCGCGAUCUUUACCAAGUCUGGCUCCACUGCCUCCAAGUUCCAGAAGGAGAUUGAGGCUGGCCAGCUAGGAAUCAACGUCCCUAUUCCCGUUCCUCUGCCUAUGUUCUCCUUCACCGGUAACAAGAAGAGUAUCGCCGGUGGCGGUGCUAACACCUUCUACGGCAAGCCAGGCCUGAACUUCUACACUCAGCAGAAGACCGUGACUAGUCUGUGGAAGAGUGAAGAUGCAGUUAGCACCAAGGCUAAUGUCGUUAUGCCCACCCACUCUUAA